Physella acuta is the source of this 1401-nucleotide messenger RNA. RefSeq names its product 17-beta-hydroxysteroid dehydrogenase type 6-like. Gene Ontology annotation, biological process: steroid metabolic process. The record is from RefSeq and is a predicted model, not a curated record. Lineage: Eukaryota; Metazoa; Mollusca; Gastropoda; Physidae. Gene Ontology annotation, molecular function: oxidoreductase activity.
GGUAGGACGCUCCGUCAUGUUGUAUGUGGUCAGCUGCGUGGUUCUGCUGGCAACGACCUAUUUGUUCUUCGAUAAAGUUCUCAGGUGUUUAAAGGUCGGUAACUAUGGCAACAAGUAUGUUUUUGUUACCGGAUGUGACUCGGGCUUCGGACAGCGACUAGCCAUCCGUCUAGACGGCCUAGGUUUCCACGUAUUUGCUGGAUGUCUGACAGAUGAAGGAAGAAAAUAUUUAAGCUCCAACUGCUCCAAACGUCUUGUGACGGUACAUUUGGAUGUGACACAAACUAAAAGCAUCCAAGAUGCACUGGGCCUUGUUAAAAGAUCACUGCCAGAAAAUACGGGUCUGUGGGGCUUGGUUAACAAUGCCGGUAUAGUAGGCAUGAUGGGAGCCAGUGAACUCUGUAGCACUGAAGAUUAUAUGCAGGUGUUUUCUGUCAACUUGUUUGGUGCUAUGAACGUGUCAAAGGCGUUUCUACCUCUUCUGAGGAAGGCGGGUGGUCGGAUUGUAACAAUAACAAGCAUGCUUGGGAGAAUCGCCGUUUUCGCGUCCCCUUACACGGUGUCGAAAUUCGCAUUGGAGGGUUAUAUGGAUCUGCUCAGACGUGAGCUAUACAACAGAGGGGUGAGGGUGAUCCUGAUUGAGCCCGGGGCGUUCAAGACGCCUAUAUUUGAUGUCAAGAAAAUCGUCGGAGACGUGAAGUCGGCCUUCAGCGAGGCAACAGCUGAAGUCAAGGAUACGUACAAGACUGUGGUCUCUAGCUUAGAAGAACAUAUUUCCAAAGUUGUCGCUUCCAGCAACACCAACAUCGACCUUGUGGUGGACGACUACAUCCACGGCCUGACCUCCAUGUUUCCCAGGACCAGGUACUCACCUGGACCUGACGCCAAAAUGUUUUACCUGCCCGUCUCCUACCUGCCGACACGCUUCAGUGACUGGCUGCUCCAGCUGCCUUAAGGUUGUGACGUCACAUACCUGUGUGAGGUGUCCACCCACUUUAUUUGGAUGGGCUACUUCAACACAGUCAUCGCUCAUUUACAUCCAAGAUUAAACUAAUUAUUGACUACCACAAUCAAAUUGUCUCCUACACACAUGACUAAUACAAGCAUUGCUACUGCAAGUAUGGCUACUACAAGCAUAGCUAGUACAAGCAUGACUAAUACAAGCAUAUCUACUGCACGCAUGGUUACUACAAGCAUAGCUACUGCAAGCACGGCUAUUUCAAGCACUUCUUUUGCAAGCAUGUGUGCUUUAAGUGACACUUUUGUUGCACAAAAAUUACUAUCAGAUUAAAAAUUCAUCGAAUAAUGUAUUUAAUCCUCUACUGCCGCUAGGAUUAAAAACAGUGCUGAGAGUUACACUAUGCACUUCUAAACCUACAGAUUUUUCUGACUCGUGCUUUU